This is a messenger RNA of Brassica napus (rape), 4000 nucleotides long. Its product is annotated as gamma-glutamyl peptidase 5-like. The transcript has 3 exons. Gene Ontology annotation, cellular component: cytosol. The record is from RefSeq and is a predicted model, not a curated record. Lineage: Eukaryota; Viridiplantae; Streptophyta; Magnoliopsida; Brassicales; Brassicaceae. Bases 2998 to 3750 code for a protein of 250 amino acids.
CUUAUCUUGCAAGAUUGAGCAAGUUUAUGUUUUUUUUUGUGUAUUUUGAACUACUAGACACAGGUGGGUAUAUUUUUUUUUAUCAAAAAAAUUGUCAUAAGUAAAAAUUAUACACAGGUGGGUGUAUAAUUUUAUUUUCUUUAUCUGUAUUCAUAUGUACAUAUUUUUCAAAGAAAAAUUGUGAUAAGUAAAAACCGAAACUGGAACUGAAAUAUUAUUUUUCUUUUUGUAUUAUAUGAGGCUUCACAGCCUUUUCAUAGAUUUGUAGGCUGCUUUUAUGGCUCAUGGAUCUUAUUAUAAUCCUCAGGUGACAGCAAAGUCUUUCUAGGUGAACAAAUUACUAAGUAUACAUUUUUCUUUCUUCUGCUUUAGUUAAAAUGUUGGAUGACUAUUUUUUCUUGUUCAUAUCACAUGCCAAACAGAGUUAAGAGGCAGAAGUAAUGGCCAUAUUUUCAAAUUUGUAGAAUUAUGAUAAGUAGUAAUGAUAAGAGUUUUUGUUUUCUGUGACGAUGAGACUUCUUUUGUCCGAACCAAUGACCUCAAAGUGCCUUCAAGAAUACAAAUAAUCAAAGAUACCAGUCAAAUUUAUAAACUCAUAAAACAAAAGAAGAAAAUUCAAUGGACAUUAGUUGGUACUGUUUAGGAGAUCUCCCAAUCCCAACUACAUACUACAAAAGAAUUAUCCCUAAAAACAGAAGAGGAAAACAUGAUUUACUCAUCAGUGGUUCUAAGAGGUUGAGGAAGAAGAUAUUGUGUUGAGAUUAAGCUAAAGUGUUCUCCUGUGCAAUGACUUAAGAUACCUAAUGUAAUUAAGGAUAACUAUAGGUUCGUAUAAAUCUGUGUCUUUGUUUUUUUUUCCACAAUCUCCAUCUAUUUUUUUUUUUUUGAAACACGACAUUUAAUUGAUUAGGUGGAUUUUUUAGGAGAAAUGAAGGCAUCACCAACAACCAAGGUUUCAGAUACAAGCAGAUCAUCCUUUGCCAAUUUAUCAUCAACUACAUUCCUCUCGAGGUAUCUUAGAAAAACAAACACCGUCGAAAUUUGAGGCAUAUGCCAAAAUAUCAUGAACAGUUCUAUAGAGCUCGGCUAGGCAAGCUUCAGAGUUGAUUGUCUUGAUGAGCUGGGCUGCAUCAGACUCAAAGUGCACCAUCUUCAUAUGUGUCUUUGUUUUUUUCCACAAUCUCCAUCUAUAGAUCAUAAUUACUACCAUAAUAGAAUAUAUAAAUUAGGAGAAAUGUUACAUAUAAUCUAAUUCCUACAACGAGUAGAAUUGGUUUGUAUGCGUCAAUGUCUUUUAGAGACGAUAGGUAUUUCCCAGUUUUGAAUAUGGUCUGGCAAUAAUGUAAGUAACUGCCUAAUUAACAAAUUAAUCUAAAAUAUCAAGUUAGUGAAAAUCAUAAACUAUAUACUAAAUACUGUUUAUUUUCUUGCAUAUAUAUUGACAAUUUUUUUCAUAUAUAUUGACAAUUAAAUUGUUGCAUUCAGAAUAUAAAUUUUAUUUUGUUUAAAUUGUCACGCAAAACAUUAUUAAAAAAACAAACAUCAUUAUUAUACACAUCACAAACACAUAAUUAACCAGAGCUUCCAAAAUUCUUAUAGCCUAAAUAAAAAACUAAACGAACCGUGCACAUGUUCAAACCUUCCAUUCCACAAGUUUGUUGAAUAUGAAAAUUAUUCAUAGUUAUUACAAUUAAUUAUAACAUACUAGAUUCGCUCGGAUAAAUACCUUACCACUACGUGGACCUCUCCUUUUAUAUAUCAAUAUUUAUUUAUUUUUCAGUUUUUGAAGCCAAAAUUUCAAUAUUUGUUUAUACGAAAGCCCGCGCGUUAAAAAUGUUAACCCCAUUGAUAUUAACAUUUUAAACCUUUUCUUAUUACCUUUUCAACUAAUUACAAGAUUUAUUAAGUAGUCAUAUAAUCGUUAACCAUUAUUGCUAUACAGAAAUAAAUAGCUUAAUAAUACGUUUAACAUUAUAUAUGUAAGUUUUUAGUUUUAAGUAUAAUCGGAAUAUUAAUAAAUAAAACCAAAUUAUUUAGAUGUUAAUAUAUGAUAAAUCAAUGACAUUUAAUGAAUUCUUUUAAAAAUAUAUAAAAAAAACUCAACCAUAAUUUAAUACUGAUAUGAAACUAAAAAUAUAUAUACUUUCAUAUUCCAACAAAAGACAUAAUAUAAAAUUAUCUGAUAACAAAAAAAAAGUUACAUAAUGAAAUAAGAUAACUUAUACUAAAACAAAGAGAUUAAAUUGUAUAUACCGACAUAAUAAAAAUAGAACACGACUUCAUUAAUAAUCGAAACAAUCAUAUUAAAAAUUUUAGGAAAUUUCUAAUGAAAUUGACUUUGAGUUUGUUACAACAAACGAAUUCAGCAGAAAGAAAUGAUAAAAAUAUUAAAAGAAAUUACAAAAUAGCAUUCCAUACAUAAUUAAAAUAAAAUCAUUUUAACUAAAAAAUGUUAAAAAGAAAAAUGGGUAUAAUGUAAUAAAUUUCCACGCGAAACGCAUACUUAGCCUAGUAUCAUAUAUAUAGUAACGAGGGUCUUCUUAAAAAAAUUGAAGAAAAAUCUUUUUCCAAAAUUAUUUUUAUUCUAAAUAUUUAUAUAUAUCAUAUAUUUAUAAGAAAGUUUAAUAAUUAUCAUUUACCCUUUUAAAUGAAAUCUAAUUUAGUCAGUUUAAAUUUUAUGAGUUAAUUUAAGUACAAAAACAUGUUUUGGGCUAUGUGAACGUAUGUGAAGCCGUUUUGACAUAUUUUUAUAUUUGUUAACAUAUUAGAAUCAAAGGUAAUUAUUUGGGUUCCAGUAUACUAAUAUAUAUAAACCAGAAUCUUUGACCAACACAAAAACAAGAAUAUUAUAGGUUGUUAGUUACUGCAAAAUCAGAACUAAUUGCAACAAAAAUCUCCAGCUGUUAUCUUUUUGCUCCACUCUUAAAACACCAACCCUUUUAUCAUUUUCUUAAGCCAUCAAUCUAUCGAAACAACCACACAAGAAGAAAAGCAAAAAUGGUUGAACAAAAGAGAUUCGCUCUAUUUCUGGCUACGUCCGAUUCAGCGUUCGUGAAGAAGACGAACGGAGGUUAUUUUAAUGUGUUUGUUUCCACAUUCGGAGAAGAAGGAGAGCAAUGGGAUCUCUUCCGAGUGAUCGACGGCGAGUUUCCGGAGGAGAAAGAUCUUGAUAAGUACGAUGGAUUCGUUAUCAGUGGAAGCCUCCAUGACGCUUUCGGUGAGGCCGAUUGGAUCGUUAAGCUUUGUUCCCUUUGUCAAAAACUUGACGACAUGAAGAAGAAGAUUCUCGGUAUCUGCUUUGGCCAUCAGAUACUAUGUAGAAUAAAAGGAGGGAAAAUUGGAAGAGCAAGUAGAGGUGCAGACAUGGGGCUAAGAAGCAUAAGAAUGGCUAAAGACGCAGUGAAACCAGGUGGUUUCUUCGGAGAGAAGACUCCGAAUUCAUUAGCCAUUAUAAAAUGCCAUCAAGACGAAGUUUUGGAGCUCCCUGAGUCAGCUACACUGCUUGCUUAUUCAGACAAAUGCAACGUCGAAAUGGCCUCCUUUGGGAAUCAUUUCCUCAGCAUCCAAGGCCAUCCUGAGUACAACAAAGAGAUUCUAUUCGAGAUCAUUGACCGCGUAGUCAAUAUGAAGUUAAUGGAGCAAGAUUGUGCGGAUAAGGCAAAGGAAACGAUGAAAAACCGGGAACCAGAUCGGAAACAAUGGCAGACUCUCUGCAAAAGCUUUUUGAAAGGAAGAUCCGAGCAACUUUAAUAUAUAAAACAAUUUCUGUGGAAUGAAUAUUCAGAAAUGUUUCUAUCUAUUUAUGCAAUAAAUUUCAAAAUGUUAAGUUUAACGUCAGUUAAACGAUGAACAAAAGCAGCAGAGUUGGAUUAAAAUUAUAUGUAAUGAAUUUCAAAAUGUUUCAUCUAUUUAUCUAUACAGAAGAAGGAACGGGAAAAUCUCGAAUAAUGUUGGAUUUCUCUCCUUAAGCCCAAAACUAAUCAAAUCAUAAUCAAGCCUU